Strongylus vulgaris is the source of this 1418-nucleotide messenger RNA. NCBI's taxonomy places the organism in Eukaryota, Metazoa, Nematoda, Chromadorea, Rhabditida, Strongylidae. The record is from the annotation of a GenBank genome assembly.
UACAUAUAGCUGAUGUCAGUCAUUUUGUAUUCGAAGACACAGUUCUGGAUGAAUGGGCAUCUCAACGGGCCAACAGCGUGUAUCUCGUUCAUGAGGUUAUUCCAAUGUUGCCUCGCCUUUUGUGCGAAGAGCUGUGCAGUCUCAAUGCUGGUGUGGAUAGGCUAACAUUCUCGGUCAUCUUCAAAAUGGAUGAGAAAGGGGACGUGUACGAUGAGUGGUUUGGAAGAUCUGUUAUCCGGUCACGAGAUUUUAUCGAAAAUCCGGACAAGGACUUCUUGGAAUCAGAAAUGCCAGAAAUCUCUGAUGAGGUCACAGUGUUCCAAAUCAAGGAGAAGGUGCUGCAACUCCAUGCAUUGGCGAAAGCUCUCCGAUUGAAACGGAGUCAAUGUGGAUCCCUUCAAUUAGACCAACCGAAGCUCAAGUUUGCUUUGGACGAUGAGACAAAGAUGCCUAUCGGAGUCUCGAUCUAUCAAGCCAAAGACUCGAAUCGUCUCGUCGAAGAAUUUAUGCUCCUCGCUAAUAUGGCAGUUGCUCGUAAAAUUGAGCGCCACUUUAGAAAAACUGCUUUGCUUCGAAUGCACCCUCCACCGAAAGCCAAAGUUCUCCGAGAAGCGGUCACUUUAUGCAAAAGCAUAGGCUUUCCAAUCGAUGGUACAUCUUCACAGCAAUUAUCUAGUGCUCUUGCCCCUUUUCGGUGUAACUCACAACUUAUGAGAUCCAUUAAUCAGGUCCUUUCGCUAAUAUUGAUGAAAGCUAUGGAACUUGCGAGAUAUUUCUGUACCGGUUCAGUCGAAAGUCAAAGCUCAUACCAUCAUUUUGCUUUAAAUGUGCCAUUCUACACACAUUUCACAUCACCAAUUCGUCGGUAUCCAGAUAUAAUUGUACAUCGCUUACUAGCCGCUGCUUUAGGUUAUUGUAAGCCGUCUGAGCGAAGCGUUGAACAAAUCCAAAAAAUUGCUGAACAUUGCAACGAUAAGAAGUUAAUAGCCAAGAAAGUCAGUGAAGCCAGUGCAGAAACAUUUUUUGGGAUUCUCAUACAGCGAGUGGGACCAAUGGAAGCAAAAGGAGUAGUAGUAAACGUUCUUGAUGCAGCUUUUGAUGUCCUACUCUUCAAGUACGGUAUUAUAAAGCGCGUUUAUAUCAACACACUUGAAAUGAGGCAGGAGCCUUCAUUCCUUGAGAACCCCAAUAGGCUUAUUCUUUACUGGGAGAAUGAAGAUGGAAAGUUUGAGCAGUUGAUACAAAUGUGUACAGUUGUUGAUAUUGUACUAUCUGGACUUCCGGAACCAACUAAGUUCCAAGCUGUGAUUAAACCGAAACCAUUGAAGGAUUCGCCAACUCUCAUGCAGAUGUGGCGAGAGCAACAAUCUAGCGGGGAUUCUGCUGAUCUCAAUUUCGAUUUGCUCCUUCUUGAUUAG